Molecule: messenger RNA, 567 nt
Organism: Coregonus sp. 'balchen'
Lineage: Eukaryota; Metazoa; Chordata; Actinopteri; Salmoniformes; Salmonidae
Source: the annotation of a GenBank genome assembly
AUGAAGGCCCCCUCCUUGUUCGCCCGGCCUCCCUGGGACAGCUCCCCCAAGCUGGGUAGAGGCCAGCCCCCCAGCCCCCGAGGUGGAGCCAGCCCCAGAGGCAGCCCUGGUCGCGGCCGGACCCCAGCCAGCAGGCAGGAGUGCUGGGUAGAGGAGGAGCGACCAGCCCCUCCAGAUCCACUGUGGCCGGUCAGGGGUAGAGGAUGGCUUCAGGGAAGGCCCCACCGGGGGCCCAGGUUGGAGCUGCUGCCUGCCCGCGAAGUGCCCGUCCUGCCUGGGUCGGUGCCUGAGAGCGCCCCACCUCCUCCGUGGAGACCUGGGUCCAGCAGAGCAGGGGUGAACCAGGGACAACAUCAGUCCUACCUAGACUCAGAGAGAGGAUAGGAGCCCACAUCAACCGUAGGGCUCAGACAUGGUCUGCUUCCAAAAUGGCACCCUACUCCAUAGAGCUCUGGUCUAAAGUAGUACACUAUGUAGGGAAUAGGGUGCCAUUUGGGACGCAGCCCGUACUAAACUAUAGUGUGUUGUACCAGACGAAGAUUUGUGUUAGUUAGUCAGUUGAGAUAA